CUUUCCGUGAUACCUGUGUUACCGUGCUUCAGAUAAGGUUAUGAGAUACGCUCUCGGCUUUUGUUUGUGGCGCCCCUGAUUGUUUGCCUGCACAAAUUCCCGCUUUCCCGCGCAACAAGUACCCCACAUAGACGUUGACGCAUACAUUGCUUAUAACCAAGGAUGUGUUAGGUCGAGUCCAGUAAGAACCUGUGAGCUCCAACACCUAGCAGCGAUGCGGUCCGGAGUUCGCCUGCGGCCCCGCACGCCGGGCGCAGGCGGGCCGCGGCCGUCCGUGCACACUCUAAUAUUGGUCAUUGGACUGGGCUUCGCGGUGGCCGUGAUGCUGUACUCCCUGCAUUACGUGCACCGGAGCGACGCCACGCUACAGCCCCGGCGGCUGGGAGAGGCAGGCAGCGCAAUCGUUCUAGGUGGCGGCCACGUGGAGGACACCACCAGUACGGGCUCGGAGUCCGGCGGCAGUAGCAGCGGCACUGGCACCGGCAGUAGCAGCGGCGGCACUGCCAUAGCAGGCGAGGGCAGCGCCGGUGGCAGUAGCGCAGGCGGCAGUGGCGCCGGCGAGGACGGCAGUAGCAGCGCGGAUGUGUGUCACGUGGACCCAAACAACGAGUACCACGGGGAUGUGGUCACCUGGGGCGACAAGAACAUGCAGGCCUCCCCGGAGGAGUGCUGCCAGUCCUGCACCUCCACGCCCGGCUGCAACAUCUGGGUCUACUGCGGCGCGGAGGGGGGGUGCGGCUUCGGCUCGCCUCGCCCCAAGGGCGAGUGCUGGCUAAAGAAGAACUCGCUGAGUUAUGUGAUGGAAAACUUCGGCCAGGGCCACAGCGCCAUCGCCUGGACGGCGGGCGCGGUGUACAGCCAGACCGAGUACCGGCAGUACCUGGUGCAGCGCGAGGAGGAGGCCAAGGCCGAGAAGGAGCGGCUGAUGAAGCUGCGGGAGAACCCCGAGCUGCCGCUGGUGUGGAUUGACGUGGCGCUCAACGGCACGAAACUGGGCCGCGUGGAGUACGUGCUGUUCGUGAAGGAGGCGCCGCGCGCCGCCGAGAACUUCCGACAGUUGUGCAGCGGCGAGAAGGGCCAGGACGCGAGCGGCAGGCGGUACCACCUCAAGGGGGCUUACUACUAUCGCAUCAUUGACCGCUUCAUCGACCAGACGGGCGCCGACGCCGACGGCAUCUACAACGGCGAGUUCCACGACGACCCCGGCGGCCUGGCACUCAAGCACACACACAAGGGGCUGCUGUCAAUGGCGAACGGCGGCCCCAACACCAACGGCGGGCACUUCUCCACCAUCAUGGGUCCGGCCCACCAUCUGGACGGUAGCUACACCAUCUUUGGCGAGGUGGUGUCGGGGCUGGAGCACCUGGAGCUGGUCAACGCGCUGUCAAAGGGGCAGCGCAACAAUGAGCUGCUGCAGAGCCAGAUGGCGCAGAUUGUGGAUGCGGGCCAGACGCGGGCCGGCACCUACGUGUCCACUCCCGAGUACCAGGCGGUGAUCUCCUCCGAGUACGCGCGCAUCGAGUGGCGCAACAACCAGUCGCCCGUGGAGCUUGCGCGGCUGCGUAAGCUGUACCUGGACCAGAGCCUGCCACUGGUGUACCUGGACGUGGCGAUCAAGGGCACCUACAUCGGCCGCAUGGAGUUCGUGUUGUUCGCCAAGCAGUCGCCGCGCGCCGCCGAGAGCUUCCGGCUGAUGUGCACGGGCGAGGCGGGCGUGGCGCCGGAGGGGCACGAGGGCGCCGGCAAGCCCUACCACUUCAAGGGCAUUUACUUUUACCGCAUCAUCGAGGGCUUCAUCGACCAGGCCGGCCAGCACACCGACUCGCCGCUGGGUGGCUUGUUCCUGGACGACCCCGAUGGACUCAAGCUAAACCACACACACAUGGGCCUUCUGUCCAUGGCCAACAUCGGGCCCAACACCAACGGCGCCCACUUCAGUGUCAUCAUGGGCGCCCCCCACCACCUGGACGGCCACUACACCAUCUUUGGCGAGCUCGUGGACGGGCAUCACGUGGCGCUCGCCAUCAACGCGCUGGCGCAUGGGCAGCCCAACAACGAGCACUCGGGCAGCAAGGACGCACAGGUGAUUGACAGCGGCCAGGUGCGGCGCGGCACCUAUUGGGACGACCCCACCUUUCAGGCCGUCAUCCAGCAGGAGCGGCAGCGCAUCAAAGACAGCCGGAACAAGCCCAAGCAGUGAUCGGACUGAUGGAUUUGGGAGCAGCUGGAGCUAGCUACGGAGCUGCGCUGGUGGCCCGAGAGGAGCGGGGAAAGCGCGUGGGUGUGGUGGCAUAGCAAGGCAGGUGACGGGGGGCAGGUGGCGGGAAGCGGGUGGCUAGAGCCGCACGGGCGGGGCAUGGGGGGGGGGGCACGGGGCGGUGCGGCGGUUCGAGGGAUGCGCGCGUCGGCGGGCAGGUCGUGGCAAUGACAGGGUGUGCGAUGGGACAGUGAUUAGGCAGGUUAAUGAAGUCCCGUAGGGUGCAGCUGAUUCCCAGACCCCAGAAGAUGGCAAACAAUUUGCAACGGCAGGACAGGAGUGGGUGUGGCAGGGUGUGACAGCGGCACAGCACUGGUGUCGGGGCCCGGCUGUUGCUAUAUAUCCGCCUGUCAUGUGGCUGAAAGGGUGGCGUUUGGGCAGCAGCAGGGGUUAUAGCCAACCGAGCUAGCUAGGUGAUUCACGCGCGUUGUUUUGUGUCCCGGACCGGAGAAAGAGUGAGUGGCUGGGGCCUGGUUCAUAGGAAUGCCGCGGUGCCGCCUGGCUGGUGGUGUAGGCGGGUGGCAACAGCAGAGGCCGGUUCUUACUUCCUGUCUAGUGCCUUGGGGUGGAAGGCGUGACAGCUAGAUUCAGCCGGUGGUGGACGAUACUGCAGGUGGUAUAACUUAGCCCCUGCGCCCAGCUCACCCGAAUGUGGUCGUUACCUGGUCGACACGCAUCUUGUAGGCGGGGUGCAUGGGACAUGAACAAGGGGUGUCAGCUUUGUACAGCUGGAAAAUGGGCUGAGCCCCAUGUAGCGCAAGGGGUUUGACGAUGGGCACCGGCGACAUUAACAGCAC
Chlamydomonas reinhardtii is the source of this 3054-nucleotide messenger RNA. RefSeq lists its product as uncharacterized. The transcript has 20 exons. Gene Ontology annotation, molecular function: peptidyl-prolyl cis-trans isomerase activity. The record is from RefSeq and is a predicted model, not a curated record. Lineage: Eukaryota; Viridiplantae; Chlorophyta; Chlorophyceae; Chlamydomonadales; Chlamydomonadaceae. Bases 215 to 2200 code for a protein of 661 amino acids. Gene Ontology annotation, biological process: protein peptidyl-prolyl isomerization. Gene Ontology annotation, cellular component: intracellular membrane-bounded organelle.